AUGGCAAAUCCAGCGGGUAGGGCGGCGCCGUGGGUGGAUCUUCCUCGGGAGUUAACGGCAAACAUUCUGCAAAGGCUGAGGGUGGUGGAUAUUUUCCAGAGCGCACAGGUGUGCACUGCCUGGUGGAGGAUAUGUCAAGACCCCUCCAUGUGGCGCUAUGUGGACUUGUGGGAUAUAUUAGGUGAGGAGGGUAAAGGACGGGACUGGCAUAAAAUUUGCAGAGACGUAGUGAAUCGCAGUGAGGGCCAACUUAUUUCCAUUAAGCUAGGCUACUUUGCUACUGAUGAUAUGCUCUUCUACAUUGCUCAGAGAGCAAAACAGCUGAGACAUCUUCGUAUUAGCUCCAGCAAAGUUUCUGAUGAAGGUUUUAGUAAAACUGUUAAAGAGUUUCCAGUGUUGGAGGAGCUACAACUUGAAUUCUCUGCCGUUUCUAAACAAGGAAUUGAAGCUGCUGGACAGUCUUGCCCUUUCCUCAACUCAUUUUCCUUUACGAAGAAGCUAAGUAAAUUCCUGUACGUACCAUCAGAUGAGGAGGCUGUUGCCAUUGCAGAAAACAUGCAUGGGUUGAAACGCCUUACACUUAAUUUAAAUCAAUUGACAGAUAAAGGCGUGGAGGCCAUCCUUGAUGCUUGUCCUGGCCUUCAAUCUCUCAACGUAGACCGCUGUGGUUUUGUUAGGCUUGCAGGGGAGUUGGGGAAGAGAUUCUCUCAACAGAUUAAUAAUAAGGACAAGAACCACAUUCACAAUCUCGACGCUUAUAUGAUUAAUCUUCUUUUGAGUUUUUUGUGA
Ipomoea triloba (trilobed morning glory) is the source of this 789-nucleotide messenger RNA. Its product is annotated as F-box protein SKIP19-like. The transcript has 2 exons. The record is from RefSeq and is a predicted model, not a curated record. Lineage: Eukaryota; Viridiplantae; Streptophyta; Magnoliopsida; Solanales; Convolvulaceae. Gene Ontology annotation, molecular function: protein binding. Bases 1 to 789 code for a protein of 262 amino acids.